CUGGUCUUUCCGAUUAUCAAAUAAGAGACCUUAAUGACGAGAUCAAUAAAUUAAUGCGAGAGAAGGGACAUUGGGAAGAUCAAAUUAAAAAGCUCGGCGGCCCCGAUUAUAGACGGAUAGGACCAAAGAUGAUGGAUUAUGAAGGGAAAGAGGUCCCGGGCAAUCGAGGAUAUAAAUAUUUUGGAAGGGCAAAAGAUUUACCAGGCGUGAGAGAAUUAUUCGAGCAAGAAGCUCCUGAACCACCUAAGCGUACUAGAUUUGAUUUGUAUAAAAAUGUUGACGCGGAUUACUAUGGAUAUCGUGAUGAAGAAGAUGGCACACUAAUAGAAUACGAACAAGAACAAGAGAAGCUAGAAAUUCCAAUGGAUGUUGACGAAUCAGACGAAAAAUAUGUGUCGCAUGUUGCAGUACCUAGUCAAAAAGAAGUAGAGGAAUAUUUGGUUCGAAGACGGAAACGCCAGAUUCUCGAUCGAUAUGUUUCCGAGGAUGUGGAAAAAAUUAUAGAAGAGACAAAAGAAUUGACUGGUAGUUCUUAA
Molecule: messenger RNA, 536 nt
Organism: Ambispora leptoticha
Lineage: Eukaryota; Fungi; Glomeromycota; Glomeromycetes; Archaeosporales; Ambisporaceae
Source: the annotation of a GenBank genome assembly